Messenger RNA from Arabis nemorensis, 465 nucleotides. The record is from the annotation of a GenBank genome assembly. Lineage: Eukaryota; Viridiplantae; Streptophyta; Magnoliopsida; Brassicales; Brassicaceae.
AUGGAAAUGUAUAUGCAGCUUCGCAAGAGACGUCAGAGAAACAAAGCGGCAAAAAUAUGGUACGGCGAAUGUUCUCUCUAUAUUUCACAAGACGACUUAACAUCAAAUAAGGUGGAGAAGAUUGAUUACGAGAAUACUUUCUCAAUGCAAAAUCCAAACAACGUGAGGGGGGAUACAAAGUCGUUCAACAAUAAAACAAUGGAUUUCCUCCACAAGCUAACGCAAAAAGCUCAGGUGCCCAAAGGUAACAAGAUCGAAUUUUACGCGGCCGGAGAAGAGAGAAUCGGAGCAAAUAAUCUGUAUGCAAUGGUGUUGUGUACCCAAACCUUUGGGGACUGUGAGGCUUGUUUGAAAUCGGCUAUCAAAGAGCUUUCCAAAUGUUGCAGCGGUAAACAAGGAGCAAGAGUAUAUAUGGGUACGAGCUGUAAUCUUAGGUAUGAGCUUUACCCUUUUCUUAGUAAAUAA